CCAAAAACUAGAUUAAUACAGAUUAAAGAAAAGAGAAACACAUGAGUCAGAAACCAUGCUGCAGUGCCCGGCCCCUCGAACCUUUUUUUUUCUCUGUAUAUUCCAAAACCACAAGUCUAUAAAUCCACCCCACCACCAAAACCCUAAGUGCCUGCCCCAGAAAAAAAUAAAAAUAAAACACACUUAAAGCUAGCUAGCUAUGGAUCAAUCCUCACCAGCACUUCUACUCGUGGUGGUGGUGGUACUGUUGUUUCUCCACCUCCACCUCCCAACUGGCAUCGCCUCCACCGCUUUCACUUCCACCCCCGCCUCUUCAGCAAACCAUGGAAACACAAUACCUGAUGAUCAUCACUCUGAUAAUUCCCAACACUUGAACGUAAAAGAAAUCAUGGCCGACACCAAAGUUAUUUCACAACCCCAAGAACUUCUGGAAACCCAUCAUGAGACUAGCGACGGAAAAUGGAAGCUGAAACUACUUCAUAGAGACAAAAUAACAGCAGCAUCCCUCCACCACAACUUCCACGAUCGUUUUCGUGAGCUCAUGAAACGGGACGUCAGUAGGUUCACUAGCCUUAUCCGCCGGCUGACUAUUAACGGCACUAGUAGUACUAGUGAUGACCCUUAUCAUCAUGAGGUACUGGAAGAGAAUUUCGGGUCCGAUGUGGUUUCCGGGAUGGACCAGGGAAGUGGGGAAUAUUUCGUUCGGAUAGGAGUUGGUAGCCCUCCAACAAGUCAGUACAUGGUCAUCGAUUCUGGCAGUGAUAUUGCAUGGGUUCAAUGUCAGCCUUGCAACCAGUGUUACCGCCAGUCUGACCCGGUAUUCGACCCAGCAGAUUCAGCUUCCUUUGCCGGAGUGUCCUGCAGCUCCGCUGUUUGUGACCGUCUUGAGAAAGCUGGUUGCCAUGGGGGUCGGUGUCGAUACGAGGUGUCCUACGGUGACGGUUCCUACACCAAAGGAACGCUAGCACUUGAAACGCUGACGUUCGGAAGGACAGUGAUUCGGAAUGUGGCGAUCGGAUGCGGGCACACAAAUCAGGGAAUGUUCGUAGGAGCGGCGGGGUUACUGGGACUUGGAGGUGGGUCUAUGUCGUUUGUGGGUCAGCUUGGUGGUGAGGCAGGAGGUGCCUUUAGUUAUUGUUUGGUGAGUCGGGGAACGGAAACAUCGGGGUCGUUAGAGUUCGGGAGAGGAGCGAUGCCCAUGGGUGCAGCAUGGGUGCCUUUGAUCAGGAACCCAAGAGCCCCCAGUUUCUACUACGUAGGACUAUCGGGUCUUGGAGUGGGAGGCAUGCGGGUACCCAUACCAGAAGAAAUGUUCCGGUUAACAGAAUUGGGUUAUGGAGGGGUUGUAAUGGAUACGGGAACUGCAGUGACAAGGCUGCCAACAAUGGCAUACGAGGCGUUUCGUGAAGCCUAUAUUGAUCAAACCCGAAACCUCCCUCGGGCAACUGGAGUGCCCAUAUUUGACACAUGCUAUGACCUAUCUGGGUUUGUGUCAGUCCGGGUACCAACAGUAUCAUUUUAUUUCUCGGGUGGGCCAAUCCUGACCCUUCCAGCAAAGAACAUUCUAAUACCAGUGAAUGAGGGGGGAACUUUUUGUUUUGCAUUUGCUCCAUCUUCAUCUGGACUUUCUAUUAUUGGGAACAUCCAGCAAGAGGGCAUCCAAAUAACCUUUGAUGGGGCAAAUGGAUUUGUGGGAUUCGGUCCAGAUGUUUGCUGAUGAUGAUCGUGAUCAAGUGAAGACAGGCAGCUAGGAGUACGUACGUACGUACUAACUAUAUGAAUUUUGCUAGUUUUAUAUAGUUAUGUUCGUGUUAAUUUAGUGCCUGCAGGUACGUAGUAUAUAUAUGUACAUCUACACGAUCGAUCGAGUAUUAUUAUUA
Juglans microcarpa x Juglans regia is the source of this 1880-nucleotide messenger RNA. RefSeq names its product protein ASPARTIC PROTEASE IN GUARD CELL 2-like. The coding region runs from base 200 to 1717 and encodes 505 amino acids. The record is from RefSeq and is a predicted model, not a curated record. Gene Ontology annotation, biological process: proteolysis. NCBI's taxonomy places the organism in Eukaryota, Viridiplantae, Streptophyta, Magnoliopsida, Fagales, Juglandaceae. The transcript has a single exon. Gene Ontology annotation, molecular function: aspartic-type endopeptidase activity.